GUUGUGCUGGGAGCUGCCUGGGAGCUCAGCCUGGCACUCGGAUUUUUAAGCGAAUAACCAAGCUGGGAACAGUGGGAGAACUGGCUGAACUACUGACAUACGACGAGCAUCUUGCCAUGUUCCUGGUGCAGUACACAGGCUUAAACCACCUGCCCUUUGAUCCUGCCAGCACCACCGAGUCCCUGCAGCUGGGCAGCGCCGCUGGCCCCCAGGUGUCGGAGAGCCCGGCCGAGGAUGGAAGUGAUCCAGGAAAGAGGAAGAGAGCAAUUCCUCCAGCAGAUGGUGGCAGAAAUCUGAGCCUGGACUCCAUUCCGAUGGGAUUGCCAAUGUCCGACCCGACCGCCUGGGCCACCGCCAUGAACAACCUGGGGAUGGCUCCCAUGGGCAUGACAGGACAGCCCCUCCUGCCUGACUUUGAUCCUGCUCUUGGGAUGAUGACUGGAAUCCCUCCGAUCAACCCCAUGAUGCCGGGCUUGGGGAUCGUCCCACCUCCCAUCCCUCCAGACAUGCCUGCUGUGAAGGAGAUCAUUCACUGCAAGAGCUGCACUCUCUUCCCUCCUAACCCACAUCUUCCCCCUCCAGCCACAAGGGAGAGGCCCCCGGGGUGCAAGACGGUGUUUGUUGGAGGGCUGCCAGAAAACGGGACGGAGCAGAUCAUCAUGGAGGUGUUUGAGCAGUGUGGGGAGGUCAUCGCUAUCCGCAAGAGCAAGAAGAACUUCUGCCACAUCCGCUUUGCUGAGGAGUUCAUGGUGGACAAGGCACUUUACCUGUCUGGCUACCGCAUCCGGCUGGGCUCCAGCACGGACAAGAAGGACACGGGGCGCCUGCACGUGGAUUUUGCCCAGGCCAGGGAUGACCUGUACGAGUGGGAGUGCAAGCAGCGGAUGCUGGCGCGGGAGGAGCGGCACCGGCGGCGGCUGGCGGAGGAGCGCUUCCGCCCGCCCUCGCCGCCGCCCGUCGUCCACUACUCCGACCACGAGUGCAGUGUGGUGGCCGAGAAGCUGAAAGAUGACACAAAGUUCUCAGAAGCCAUCCAGACCUUGCUGACCUGGAUAGAGCGUGGGGAAGUGAACAGGAGAACUGCCAACAACUUCUACUCCAUGAUCCAGUCGGCCAACAGCCACAUCCGCCGGCUCGUCAACGAGAAAGCGGCUCACGAGAAGGAGAUGGAAGAAGCUAAAGAGAAGUUCAAACUGGCUCUCUCAGGGAUCCUGGUGCAGUUCGAGCAGAUAGUGGCCGUGUACCAUUCUGCCUCCAAACAAAAGGCUUGGGACCAUUUCACGAAAGCUCAGCGUAAGAACAUCAGCGUGUGGUGCAAACAAGCAGAGGAAAUCCGUAACAUCCAUAACGAUGAGCUGAUGGGUAUCCGGAGAGAGGAGGAGAUGGAAAUGUCUGAUGAAGAAAUAGAAGAUCCAUCAGAGAUGAAAGAAACGGAAGAAUCAGCGCUGGUGUCGCAGGUGGAGGCGCUGAAGGAGGAGAACGACAGCCUGCGCUGGCAGCUGGACGCCUAUCGCAACGAGGUGGAGCUGCUCAAGCAGGAGCAGGGCAAAGCCUCCCGGGAUGAGGACACCACCAAGGAGCAGCAGAUGAAGCUCCUCCAGCAGGCCCUGCAGGGCAUGCAGAAGCACCUUUUGAAAGUCCAGGAGGAAUACAAAAAGAGAGAAGCAGAGUUAGAAAAAGUGAAAGAAGACAAAUUAAAAGUGGAAACGUUACUAGAAAACCUGAAGGAGCAGCAGAGCAUGGCAGAUGAAGAGGACAAGGAAGGAGAGGCAGCUGACUGUCAAGGGAAUGAGAGCAGCACAUCCAGAGUUUGUGCCUGCAGCCAGGAGAAGGAAUGUCCCGUGGAAAAGACGUUGAGCAACAGUCCUGUGAAAUCUGAACGAGAAGUUCUCCUGGUUGGAAUAAUUUCCACGUUUCUCCACGUGCAUCCCUUUGGAGCCAGCAUUGAGUACAUCUGCUCCUACCUGCAGCGCCUGGACAGCAAGAUCUGCACGGCGGAAGUGGAAGUUCUCAUGAUGCGACUCCAGAACACGUUCCGGCAGGAGCUGAGCGGGGUUGGGGCCAGCCUGGAGAAGAGGUGGAAGUUUUGUGGCUUUGAUGGGUUGAAAAUGACUUGAGCUUUUGACUUAAUGCUGAAAACAGCAGGAUAUGGACACCGAGAAAACCUGGGAUGCUGUUCCCCCUGUUCCCGAUGAUUCCCUCGCACGCUCCACGGCCUCGGGGUACAAAUGUGUAAGUGAAACAAAGUCUGGAGCCACCAGUGGAAGAACCCUCAAGUUCUGCAGCUUCUUUGAUCAGUUAUUUGUUAAUGGGCAAGUGCUGUUCAAUAUAUUUGGGGGAAAAAAAGCUCCUGCCUGACCCUUUGAAGCACAGCGUGUCGACUCUGUUCUGCCAAUGUUGUAUGUGUUUGUGUGCCCAAAUUCUUCCCCCUCAAGCUUCCUACCAGCAGGAACAGCCAUAGACUGUCCUAAAGCAACAACAAAGAGGCAUUUUCUGGUUUCUAGAUCACCAAAAGGGGAAAAAAAAAGGCAUUUUUUAGACAUUUCUAUGAAUAAAACCCGAGGUAUGUUUAGAUAGAAGAUUCAGAUGGCCCAUGAGCCAAGGAAUUGGUUCUUUUUUGUGCUGUUUUCCCUGUUAGCAGUUGAGGUGGGGACAGAGCCUCUGGGAGCCAAGGGGGGAUUCUGGCAGUGCCACUCGUGCUCUGGGUCAGUCUGUAACAAAUUUCUUACAUGGGAAGGGUGUUUUAUUUUCUACGGAUGUGGGUGGAGCAAAGAAGCUACAUCAGCCUGGGUUUUGGUGAUUUUUACCACACAAUUCCUCCACCUGCUUUGCUUUGGAGACUGAGCUACAACCAGCACAGACUUCUCUGCUCCUGAACCUUCCCAACACUGUUCCUCAUGCUCCCAGUGCCUUCCAGGCUCCUCCCCAGCCCUCUGCAGACGUUGGUGAAGUGCAGGGUAACAGCCUGCCCAGAUAUCCCUGUGGAUUUUCCUGCCCUCCCGCAGAUCCUCGCUCCUGCCCAGCCUGCUGUGACCUGCAGAGCUUACAGCCAUUCCUUGAAGUAUUCCCGUUCUGCAGGGCAUCCUGACGUGUUCCUGUGAUGGCAAGUGUCACAGUUUUCCAGCUGCACACUUCCAGCUCCUCCUCUGUUCCCCACACCGUGGCCAUUGGGGUAGGUGCCCUUCAGUUGGGCUGUUGAUCCCACCACGUUUUCGGGGGAGAAGCCCCAGUUCCUAUGUGCCUGUUCUUGGGCGCUUCCCUGGUUUCUGACCCAUCCACAAUCCUUGUGUCUUUGCUGCCAGGGGUUCUCCACCCCCUGUCCCCUGCCCUGGCUGAUGUGCUGCCCACAUGAGCACAGGGACACUUCAGGUGUCUCCAGCACGGAGCAAACACCUGGUGUUGAAACCAACCCCUCACCAAAAACCCCAAAAUCUGCUGCUGAUGUUGGGCUCGGAGUCAGGUAUUGACCUGCUGGCCCUGCCUGUUCCUCCCCUCAUCAUUCCCUGCAGCUGGAAGGACAGAGGAGGGCAAUACCUGUGCUCCUGAUCCCUUAGCCCUGAAGUCUCUCUGGAUCCCUGAGACUUCUUCCUGCAACUUCACCCUCUAACCCAGUUGAACCAUCAUCCUUGUCAUUGCUUCCACUGGCAGAGCCUGGUACCAGUUCUCCUGAGGCACUGGGGGAGCUGGGAUGGUCCCGGAAGAGACACAUCUGUUGUGCCAGGUGGGAACCUGUCACUACGUCCCCCUGUCCCUUGGGGUCAGCCAGGUGGAGAGAGGACAGGGUGCUGUGUGCUCAGUGAGACUGUCCCUGGGAAAAUCAGGGAAGAAACUCCAGAACCAGGACUGUUUCAGAGCCCCAAGUGGCUGGAGCACACCGGAGCUGGGGCAGACAUGGGAUCAGGGGGAUGAGUGGGCCCGGGGACUGGAUCUCACCCAGGGUGGGAGCUCAGGCAGCACAAGGACUUGCUGGGUCCCAGCCUCUGUCAGCUGCAGGGUGGGAGCUGGGAUGGGGAUGGGCCACCCUGGGAAGCCAAAGCCCUUCCUGUGGGGCUGGGGGGACUGGGGCUGUCAGGGGGUUGUUCCUGGGGGCAGCAGGAAGGGGCAGAGCCAGGACCUACAGAGCAAUGGCUGGUGCUGUGGAAGCGAGUCAGGGCCAGAGCAGUGCAGGGUCCUGCUGCCUCCCCUCUCCCACCUUUCCCUGCCAGGGCCCUUUCAGAGGGACUGAGGUUUCCCCCAGGAGAAAUCCACCCUGCAGAUGAGCUCCCUGGCCAGCAGGGAGGCAGGUGAGGUGCCACUGCAGGUGCCAAACACUCUCUGUCUCCAGGGAGAGCUCGGAGUGGUCACCCCUGGACCGUGGGCAGCAGUGAGAGCCCUGCCCGCAGCCUGCUUGGGUGCAGGGAUGGGUGACAGGGACCUUCCCAUUGGGACCAGGCUGCUCCCAGGUGGGCUGUUGCUCUCUCUGCUCCUGACACCCAGCACUUGCCACACAAGGAGCAGAUGAACCCUUUAAGAGAAUGUUCUGGAUAGUUGUGUCCCUGCGGAUGAAUGCUGUAUUUUUAAGGAAUAAACAUUUUUUUAAUGGGCAAA
Neopelma chrysocephalum (saffron-crested tyrant-manakin) is the source of this 4587-nucleotide messenger RNA. It is a transcript of the gene ENOX2, whose product is annotated as ecto-NOX disulfide-thiol exchanger 2. The record is from RefSeq and is a predicted model, not a curated record. Gene Ontology annotation, cellular component: plasma membrane; external side of plasma membrane. Bases 117 to 2117 code for a protein of 666 amino acids. Gene Ontology annotation, biological process: ultradian rhythm. Gene Ontology annotation, molecular function: protein-disulfide reductase activity; RNA binding. Lineage: Eukaryota; Metazoa; Chordata; Aves; Passeriformes; Pipridae. The transcript is spliced from 15 exons.